AUGGGUUCCGAAUUCCCAGAUGGUGGGAUUUGCACGCUCAGCUGUGUGAAGGUCCAUGCAGAUUUGAUCUACAGAUCGCUUCUUGCCAAGGAAUAUACAACACUGGACAGCUAUGCAGACCUCGAACAACUCGAGUUGUACGAAGGGCAGAGCCUUGGACUUUUAGGCAACAGCGUCAAACAACGACUCCUGAGAAUGCUUCAGGGAGAGAUGGAGCCAGUCACGGAGGUUGCUUCUGUCAUGAAGAUCGACGGUCUCUGUCUCGGAAGCAUGGCCAAUUGUAGGACACACGACAAGGACUUUGCCAUCCUCACAAUUCAUCCUGAUGACUGGGUUGCUGGCCAGGAAGCGGUGGAACCAGAUGCGAGCUGGAUGAAACAUGGGAAACUGGCAUGGAACUCGAUACCUAUCACAAAUCUCGAGGACAGAGAGCACGGCCUCAAGGAAGCAUUGAUAGGCCUUCCACACAAGACUUGUUUCAUAAGGGCACCCUCUGUUGUCAACGGGAUCCUAUCGCCGGUGGUAGACCACUACGUGAUAGAGCUGGAGGACUCUACUGCAGCCCCUCUGCUGAAGUUCUUUCCUAAUGCGUGUCAGUUUUUAGCCACGCAUCUAGCUGCUCCAAGACGCAAGGCCAUGGCGCACUGCAAGGCUGGUAAAUCGCGUGGGCCUGCAUUCACACUCGCCUUCAUGAUUUAUAGAUACUAUCACACCGUCAUCGAGAACAACCCCCAAUACCCAUCAAUCACACCCUCGCAAAAGGCAAAGGUUGUUGAUCGCCUAGAUGCUGUGAUCAACGACUUUAUGGGAUUUCUCAUGGAGAUCCGCCCCUGUAUCAGUGCAGAUAACAAGUUCAGGACGCAGCUGCGUCUUUGGGCCUGGCAGCUCGUGCACAAGACCAGACCUGCAAUAAAUCCCGAAAGGCCGAGACCUGGCGGGGGAGAUAUGAGGGAUGCGGCUAUCAUAGAGUUCUAUAUUCGAGAGCAGAGGCCGUUUCGGAACUUGGUCGAACACUGGCUCAAGAGGCGGUUCUCAGGUGAGACAAGAUGGCGGGCUGCGGAGAUGGAGAAGGCUCGUAUGGAGGGCACAGCCAAGGGGCAAGACCCGAAGGUCAAAAUGGAAGAAUAUAUUCAUUACUGGAAGAGAGUGAUGCAAACAGAGGCGGAGGAGUAA
Cryphonectria parasitica EP155 is the source of this 1173-nucleotide messenger RNA. RefSeq lists its product as uncharacterized. The transcript has 3 exons. NCBI's taxonomy places the organism in Eukaryota, Fungi, Ascomycota, Sordariomycetes, Diaporthales, Cryphonectriaceae. The record is from RefSeq and is a predicted model, not a curated record. Bases 1 to 1173 code for a protein of 390 amino acids.